Molecule: messenger RNA, 1995 nt
Organism: Fusarium redolens
Lineage: Eukaryota; Fungi; Ascomycota; Sordariomycetes; Hypocreales; Nectriaceae
Product: major facilitator superfamily domain-containing protein
Exons: 7
Coding region: 140-1693 (517 amino acids)
Biological process (GO): transmembrane transport
Cellular component (GO): membrane
Molecular function (GO): transmembrane transporter activity
Source: RefSeq, a predicted model, not a curated record
CAGCACCCCGCUGUAGUUAUAUGAAGUCUUAAUCGUCGUCGUGGAUUUCUUCCGCUCACCACUCAAAACUCGACGUCAAUAAUUACACAUCACCUACAUCAAUUUGCCACGAAUACUAUAUCGAAGUCCCAGCCCCGCCAUGGCCAAAGAAGUCGAGGUACAGCACAGUGAUUCCAUCACUCCUGCUGAAACAACUGCCGGUUACGGCCAGAAGACUGCAGAUCUUGAGACUGCCAACUACGCCCAAGAUGCCCCGGUCGAGAUUGACGAUGAGACAAACAAGGAACUGUUCUGGACUGUCAACAGGCGCAUCCUGGCGUGUAUGCUCGGAACCUACUUUUGUCAAUCUCUGGACAAGGGCACCCUUGGCUUUUCGUCUGUCAUGGGUAUCCAGGAAGACGCAAAUCUCCACGGACAACAAUUCUCAUGGCUAGGAACAAUCCUCUAUAUGGGAGUUCUCGUCGGCGAAUAUCCCACCAACUUCCUACUCCAAAAGCUGCCAGUUGCCAAGUACUUGGCGACCAAUGUCUUUUGCUGGGGGGUUGUGAUUGCCUGUUCUGCAGCUGCUAAAAACUUUGCAAGCCUCAUGGUAGUCCGUUUUCUUUUGGGUGUGUUCGAGUCGUGUGUUCAGCCGGCUUUCAUCAUCAUGACGAGUAUGUGGUACACAAAGCGAGAACAAAGCAUUUUAACGUCCCUCUGGUACUGUAUGACUGGAGUUCAGCUCAUGAUCGGUGGCAUCAUUGCAUGGGGUGUCUCUCACUACAAGGAUGGUGUCAUCUUCCCUUGGCAACUGCUGUUUCUUGUCCUUGGCCUACUCACCUGUGUCUGGGGCUUGUUCAUCGGCUGGUGGCUGCCAGAUUCUCCAAUGAAAGCAAAGUGCUUCAAUGAAGAUCAGAAGCGGCUGAUGGUCGAGCGUGUGAGAGCCAACGAGACUGGUAUCCAGAACAAGUCUUACAAGAGGUAUCAGGCUGUUGAAGCAGUCACUGAUCCUAUUGUUUGGUGUUACGUUAUGCUCCAACUCACCUCCACUCUGAUCAUUGGCGGGCUGGGUGUCUUCUCGAAUCUCAUCAUCUCCUCCUUCGGAUUUACCUAUCUUCAGACCCAGCUUCUCAACAUCGCUCAAGGUGCUGUGACGAUCAUAGUCAUGAUCGGAAGUGCCACGCUCGCGACAGCCACGGGGCAGACCGCUUGGGUGAUGCACGCAUGGACAAUCCCUCCAAUCAUUGGAACUGCCAUUAUUUACAGCAUUCCACCAACAUCUUCGAAUCGUGUUGGUCUACUCAUUGCCUUCUACUGCACACAAUUCUAUCUCGCAGAGGGAAAUCUGAUCUUUUCCCUCAUCUCUCGCAACAUUGCCGGUCAGACCAAGAAGUCGACCACGUUAGCCAUCACCUUCGUGGCUUGGGCUGCUGGUAACAUGACCGCCCCACAGAUCUUCCAGAAGUCCGAUUCUCCUCGUUAUGAGAAGGGCUUUACAGCGCAUUUCUGUCUCUAUGUCCUCUUCAACAUUUUCCUUGUUAUCCUUCGACUCUUGUUAGUUCGUCGAAAUGCUAAGAAGACAAAGGCGUCUCUGGACACGUCUCAGACGGGUGAUGACGGUCACAAGCCUUCCGAAGGCGAGCAGUUGGGGCAUUUGAAUGCUUUCGCCGAUUUGACGGACAAGGAGAAUCCUGACUUCCGAUACGACUUCUGAUGCAAUAAUAUGCGAGCUGGCAGCAAGAAAUGUUAUGAUGGUCUUGGGAGCAUACAACGAUAAGAGGGUCAUCCAUGGUACACAUAGUGUUGUCAUUUUGUACUUGUCAGCUGGAGAAUAUAAGUGCAUUGUUAUUGGCUUUGAAACCGUUUAUACUUAUUCUGUGCGGUUAAUUCAGGUUAAAUCUAUUUAGUUGGUGUCCGGAACGAUGCUCAAACCAGUGAGCUAGAACCGCUGGUAGUUGACUGUGCGUACUCAACAGCAACCCUACACAAGUUGGAGACGAUAGCGCAUGCUUAUGG